AUGUCCGAUGAACAAUUCUUUCGUGAGAUAAGAGAAACCAUGAUCGACGAUACACGCAAAAUGUUGGAAAAUGCUGGUGUAAACAAAGACAAGAAAGGACCAGCGAAGGAAAACAACAAGUCGAAGGCAGGUAAGAAGUCGAAGGACAACCGAGACUUGUUGGAAAUCGACCUCAAGCAGAAUCCGUCCACUUCACAAGAGUCGAAAACGCUCCCCAAUCUUUUAGACAUGGGGAGGGUGGAUGUAACCGAGCCAGUUGCUUCUUCGUCGGGCCUACCCGAAAGGAGAUCGGGUAAGGUCACCUUUGGAAAUGUUGACGAAUCGGUCAACAAAUCUACGAAGGAGAAAGUAAUACGGAACGCGAUCAGUAAAACGGAAUCGGAAGAAGAUGAACCACCGCUUGGACUUCCCGAGCUAAGAAACCAUAAGGUAGUUCAAGAAAAGCCAAACAAAAAACAAGAAACUAAGAAGAGUCUGAAGGAUGCUAAUAAACAUCCCGAUUCGAGAAAGGGUAACACCAAACCGAUUAAAGAUGAUGUAGCUGACGAUCGGAUUUUACGGUUGUCGAAAAGGAUCAAUCAACUCAAGGAUGAUAUUCGAGAUAUUAAAAAGACGAGCAAAGAGUAUAUUGGAAAGCGCAAACAUGAUCCAAGCACAAGUAGGCACGAACUCACCACCGCUAGUACAUCGAAGAAUCCGCCAGAAAAGAAGGAAAAAAUGAUGGAUAAAAAGGCCAAACCAGCAAGAUCAGCAUCGGAAACUGCUGGAAAGAAGGAGUCGAAACAUAAGGACAAAUCACCGUCUGUGUCAACUCCGCAAAAAGUGGCGGCACACGAAGCGUUGGAAAGCGAUGAGUUACCACCGGAACAUAAACUGCUGGUACAGUUGUUUUUGCUCAGUUCCAGCCAGCGGAGAAAGUUUAUUGAAAGGCAGGGAAUGGAGCUUGGUCUACUUGAUCCCCAUCCCUACAAGAAACAUGUUGUUCUGGUCAACAAAACCAUUCUGCCCGUUGCAGAACAUCUAGCUUUGGAUGCGAAACGAUUUCUUGCCGAAAGGAAUGGAACCGCUGGACUGGUGGAAUCUUCCAUUGAACGUUCGGAACGCCAUACUCAAACUGCAAGCAGCAGCAAGCAGAAACGUGAUGGUAGGGGAACGUAUGAGGAUCAGAUAAACUUUAUGUUGAACGAUCGGAACACGAAGGAUAAAUCUGAUUUUGAGAUCGUGCCCGAAGAAGUACGGGACAAGGCUAACGAAAUCGUGCAGGAACGUUUAGAUGCGUUUGUGGAGCGUUUGGUAGCGAAAAAUGUCGGGUACUUGGUCGAGGGAAUGUUGCGCAUCAACGCUCGCAGCAAUAUGCAAUCGUUUGUGGAUGAUGCCUCACGCACCGGGAAUGUUUACAUUAAUUCCAUCCUACUGCGGCGAUGCGCCAUGGAAGGUGAUUUGGUACAGGUGUUUGUAAAAAAUCAGCCGCCAGAUUCGGAUGAAGAAUCGGAGGAUAACUCGGAUUGUGAGAAUAAAUCAGUGGAAGAGACCGUAAAACCUGCCGUACAAGCGACGGAUAACAAUGCAGGAUUCGUAGUGCGUAUCCUGGAGAAACGACACAAUCGUCAGUGCGUUGGGAAGUUCCUUCCGGCUACUCAGGGUAAGAAGCACUAUCGGACGUUUGCACCAAGAGAUAUGCGCAUACCACCAGUGCGUGUGUUCAGGCAGGAUUGGCCAAACGCGCUUCUAGAGGUAAAACCAACGAAACCGAGAGAUGACGAUCGAAAGGUACCGCAAAAGAACGAGCUGGAUGUGACAGAAGUUUUAUACCAAGCCGAAAUCAUCGAGUGGCAGGAUGAGGUACCGAUCGGUACGAUAUUGAAAUCGAUCGGCAAGUGUGGUGUACUUGAGGUCGAAAACGAAUCCAUUCUGGUCGAGCACAACCUCGAUGUGACGCCUUAUGGGGAAGAUAUUUUGGCCCAGCUUCCGGCAGUACCCUACACCAUACCGGAGGAGGAGUUGGCCCGCCGUGAAGACCUCCGCGGCGAGUGCAUAUUCACGAUCGAUCCGGCAACGGCACGUGAUCUGGAUGAUGCACUAAGCUGCAAGCAGCUUGCAAACGGUAAUUACCAAAUAGGCGUACACAUAUCGGACGUGACGUACUUUUUGCGCGAAAGUUCCCCGUUGGAUGAGUUGGUGAAACUUCGGGCCACCUCAAUUUACAUGGUGGAUACGGUAUACCACAUGCUACCAAAGCAACUGUGCAACACUUGCUCUUUACUGCCCGGUGAAGACAAGCUGGCAUUUUCGGUGUUUUGGGAAAUGCAACCCGACGGGACCAUGCUAAGUACACGCUUUGCACGCACCGUAAUAAAUUCCUGCUCGCAGCUAUCCUACGAGCAUGCGCAGCUCAUGUUGGACAGCCCGAACGGUAAACUGGAUGACGACCAGUUUCCUGAAAUAUUGCACGGAUAUACGGUAAAGACGCUAUGUAAAAUCGUCAAUACUCUACAAUCGAUCGCGGUGAAAUUGCGCCAGCGUAGGAUGGAUGAUGGCUGCCUAAAGAUUAAUCAGCCGAAGUUAACGUUCCGUCUUGAUCCUGCCACUGGUCGACCGACCGCGUAUGGUGCGUACCAAAUCCGGCCGAGUAAUGAGAUGAUCGAAGAUUUUAUGCUUCUUGCAAACACGUCCGUUGCGAAUGCCAUCCAUAAGGCAUUCCCAGCGAUAUCUCUGCUUCGCUCGCACAGUCCACCGGCAGAGAACAUGAUGAAGAAUCUGGCUCGGACGCUGUCCCUCCAUGGGUACGCGCUAUCCUACGCAGGCCCAAAAGACAUACGCGAGUGCAUGGAAACGAUCAUUGCUUCGUCCACGAAUCCGGACGCGACCCGAGCCGUGUUGAGCGUGUUGCUUGCCAAACCGAUGAUCCGUGCACAGUACUACUGUUCAAUGUUUGCAACAACUCCCGAGCACUUUAUGCACUACGCAUUGGCUAUACCGAUGUACACCCACUUCACUAGCCCAAUUCGACGAUAUGCAGAUUGUCUGGUGCAUCGUGUACUUGCCGCUAUGCUGGAAAUCGAUGAGCCACCGAGGCGUUCGCCCGAGGAACUACAGAGUCUGGCGAUGAUUUGCAACGAGAAGAAGUACAACGCCAAGUUGGCUGGUGAGGCCAGCUCUUUGCUCUACUUCCGACACUGGUUGGCUUCGGUGAAAGAAUACGAAACGGAUGCUGCUGUGAUGGGAUAUGCGGCUCAUUUUAUCGAGCUGGUAUUGAUUCAUUCCGGUAUCGUGCUGAAAGCUGCAACGAAGAAACUUUCCGCCGCUUCAACGAUCGUAUUUAAACCAAUCGAACCACUCGGAAGCUGUCUGCUGGUUCCAAAGGACAAAUCUAUACCAUCGGUUAAGUUGACCAUGUUCAGCAAGGUUCGAGUCACGGUGAAAGUCGUCAAGGAUGUGAUCACCGUGUGCUCCAUUCUUCCCAUACGACAGGAAGAAUCACAAACCCUCGAGAGAUCGAUUAAUACGUUAAGCGCGGAAAUGAAAUCCGCUCGUAUAUACUAA
Anopheles marshallii is the source of this 3543-nucleotide messenger RNA. It is a transcript of the gene Dis3l2, whose product is annotated as DIS3-like exonuclease 2. Gene Ontology annotation, biological process: mRNA catabolic process; miRNA catabolic process. Gene Ontology annotation, molecular function: 3'-5'-RNA exonuclease activity; RNA binding. Gene Ontology annotation, cellular component: P-body; exosome (RNase complex). The record is from RefSeq and is a predicted model, not a curated record. The transcript has 3 exons. Bases 1 to 3543 code for a protein of 1180 amino acids. NCBI's taxonomy places the organism in Eukaryota, Metazoa, Arthropoda, Insecta, Diptera, Culicidae.